Messenger RNA from Adineta ricciae, 1014 nucleotides. Lineage: Eukaryota; Metazoa; Rotifera; Eurotatoria; Adinetida; Adinetidae. The record is from the annotation of a GenBank genome assembly.
AUGAAUUACUUUGAUAAAUUACCUGAUGAAUUGUUGGAAAAGAUAUUUUCGUCGUUUCAAGCUCGACUUCCCCUCGAACGAUUCAAUCACGCUUUUCGGGAGGAUAACGCGUAUUAUUUUAAUUAUUCAUUACAACAGCCGUUACUGAAACAAACGCAUAAAGAUAUAUCUAAUCUAUCAUUAGUCUGCCGUCGGUUUCAUCAAAUCAUUCAUGCUAGAGGUUUCUGGGAACGCAAAUGCCGCGACGAACAUGUCUUACUACCUGAUCAACAUUUUCCUGAACAAUUUGCUGCAUAUGAACAACUUUACGUUAACAAUCCAUUCCAUCCGGCGUAUAACCUACUUAAAUCAGAUCGAUGGACUAAAUCGAACGGUGGUCAGUCACGGAUUGAAAAUGAUCCGUGUGGUAGUCAUCGACUUUACGAUGAAUUCGGUCGUCUAGCACCUUGUCGAGUAACAUCGUAUAUCUUUACAACAUUUCGUCAGCGACGAGUAAAUCUUUCUGAUGCAGAACUUCUCUUAAAUAAUUCUGUGGAUUUACGACCUGUCAUUGAAUUCUCUGUUUGUGUGGCUGCUCGAUGGGAUUGUGGAGCUCGCUGUAUAUUGUCUCUUUCGUUCUCAGAUGGACAUGCGUGGCGCCAUGGAAGACGCUUCCCUCAAUGGAAUGAUAAAAAAUGGCAUCGAAUAACUUAUCGAUAUGGAGAAUACACCCAAUAUCCUUCAUGGGUUGAUGUUAGCAUAGCUGGCAGUGAUACACAAUUUUGGGCAGGAUUUUAUGGAGUUAAAUUUGCACAACCACGUCUUCGAUUAUUACUCCGUACAAACGAAAAUCAGACUAAUGAAGAAAGUGUAGUUACAAUUGAACCGAAAGAAGAAGACGAACUUGAACAGGCUGUUGCAAGAGAAACUGAGGAAGACAAUAUUUCUGUUGAGACGGUUGAUUCUUCCUCUGAAGCAGAAGAAGAAGAAGAAGAAGAACCUGUCGGCGAUAACUCUUUCGAUGACGAAGACUAG